This is a messenger RNA of Mesoplodon densirostris (Blainville's beaked whale), 3629 nucleotides long. It is a transcript of the gene PRR18, whose product is annotated as proline rich 18. The transcript has 2 exons. The record is from RefSeq and is a predicted model, not a curated record. NCBI's taxonomy places the organism in Eukaryota, Metazoa, Chordata, Mammalia, Artiodactyla, Ziphiidae. The coding region runs from base 418 to 1242 and encodes 274 amino acids.
UCCGCCUAGGGCUUAGGACACGCCCGGUUCUCCCCGCCUCUGGUGGAUUAAAACUAGCCCCUGGCGGUGGAAGGCCAGCUGGGGAGCCUCGCCCGGUCCAGUCGCUCGUGACACCAGCCGGGCGCAGCGGCUCCUCGCCCCGCCGCGUCCUCGGCCACCGCGCUCGGCUCCUUCUCCCGCCGGCGCGUCUGGCUCGGCGUGGCCCGGGCGGCCGGUGCUGUGCCCGCCGUGCCGGGCGAGGAGACCCGAGUCGGGGCAGAGCCCCCGGCCCCGGAAGGGAGGGAGGAAGGAAGGAGGGAAGGAAGGAGGGAGGGGUGCCUUGGCGUGAAGCCCUGGGUGUGGACGCCGGGACGUGAGGAAGCCGGAGAUGCUGCGGCCGGACCGAGGGCGCUGACGACCCGCCGGCCUGGCAGCACCAUGCCGUUCCCGCCCCUGCCAACGCCGUCGCCCACCCCCGCCCCGGGGGUCCCGGCCGCGCGUCCGCCGCCCCGGAAGCCGGGCGCCCCCCGCAAAGCGGCCGUGCCCGCCUGCGCCCCGCCAGGGCCCUCGCCGCCCGCCGCGGCCGCGGAGAAGAAGAGGCGGCCCCCUGAGCGACCCCCGGUGCUGCUGUCCAGCUCCUGGCCCUCCGCCACCCUGAAGAGGCCGCCGGCCCGCCGCGCCCCGGGCCCGGGCUCCCCGCGCGCCCCGCCCCCGACCGCGCCCGGCCGCCCGCGCGCCCCGGCCCCGUGCGCGUCCCGGCCGGCCGGCUCCGGCGACGGCCCCGCGGAGACCGCCACCUCCGGGGCCGGGCCCGACGCCGCCCUGCGCUUCUCCCUGAGUCUCACGCCCGAGGCCGUGCUGGUCAUCCAGCGGCGCCACCUGGAGAAGCAGCUGCUGGCGCGUGCCCGUCGGGCGGCGCCCGUGCCCUCGGCCGACGCCGGGCGCCCGCUUGCCCCCUGGCCCCGGGCCCGGGCCGCAGGCCUCGGCCGCCGCCCGCCCCUGCCCGGCGCCCCGCUGCUGCCCGGCGGCCUGCAGGACCCCGACCCCGGCCCGCGGCCCGCUGACCUGCGCCCGCUGCUCAAGGUGUCGCUGCUCAAUGAGCGGCACAAGUACGACGACGUGGAGUACGAGGAGGAGGCCGCGGCCGCCGACGAGGGCCUGGUGCGCAAGUGCACCGAGUGGCUGCGCGGCGUGGAGUCGGCGGCUGCCGCGCGCGACCGGGCGGGGCCCCUGGACGCGCUGCCGCACCUGAGCUCGCUGUGACCGCGCCCCCGGGGAGACUCGGCCUCGCUGACGCCCCGCGCCCCUCCCGGGAGCCGAGGGGCCCACGCGGGACACGGCUCGCCUCUCCGACCCCGCGGCCCACCUCCCGCGGGGGGCGGACGGCCGCCGACCUCUCCCUGCCGCACGCCGGGGCCUGCGGGUCUGCCUUGUGCACCUGCGGGCCUCUUCCACGCCCACAGGUGUCCUCGGGGCUCGUGGUGGGGGGGGAUGAGCGGGGGUGAAGGUGCCUCUCAGCUCCCACUCCUAAGGUUCGCGUAGGUCCCGGAGACCCUCUGCGGGGCGCGGGCCCCGGCGUGUGGGUGUCGCUCUGCGGGUGCGCGACGCCAGGUGCCCUGGUCCGAGCAGUGGGUGACAGCCACGUGUGGGUGCGGGGCGAACCAGGAGGGUGGCCGUCUGGUGCAGAGCUGGACACGGUGCUGCACUUAGGAUUUUGUUUCUCCUGAGUAGAAACAUGUCCCGGUGACUGGAAGGUCUGGGGGCUCAAGUGAACCGAACUUCCCAACGGGAAGGGGGAGGGUAGUGACCACCAGGAAGGUCCGCCUGGAGAGUGGGUGCUGUGACGGGCACAGUGCUCUGUGGUCACAACACUGACUCGUGGGGGCUUUCGAGCCCACAUACACACUUACACACGCACUCACACAUGCUUACCCUCACGCGCACUCAGCUCCCACACUCACUCGUGCUCUCAUGCACACUUACACACCUCACACUCAUGCUCCUGCAGGCACACGUGCUCACACAUGCUCACACUCACACUGGUUCACAUUUAUGCUCUUGCAGUGCUCUCUCCACUCACAAAAGCUCACGCACGCGCGCACACACGACUUUCUGAAGCACGGCUGCGGGAAUUGUUUUCAGCGUCUGGGGUAAGGUGUGAGCCGGAGCGAGGCUCAGCUUCUGGAAAAUGCAUCCUCUGUACUUGAAAUGCUGCUCACAAAUGUCUUUUGUGCUACAGAAGGGAAGGGUAGCCAGAGGGAGGGGGCAAAGUGCAGAGAGCUGGACCCACACGCAGGAUGAGAUGUGCCGAGCCAGAGAGCCACUUGUUUAGGGAGAAAAGGGGGGCGUGCAGAGCAGAUGUGUGUUUUCAGUAUUUUUCAUCGCUGUGUGAAGAUCAGUGACAUGGUGGCUUUGUACAGUUGUAUAUAGUGAUUUGAGAAAAGGAAAUUUCUAUUAUUUGAACAAAGGGUAAGACUCCUCUGCCUUUCAGGAGUCACACUCUUCCCCACUAACUCCAGGCUGAUUUCUAGAUUUUUUUUUUCCAUGCAUCUGUUUCACUCGAAGGUUGAGAAGGGGGGAAAAUGUUAUAAUCAGAUAAAGCUCGUUAUAGAAGAGUGUAAUGUAUUACCUCAAUUUUGGACUUAUUUUGUAAAAGUUAAUAACUGGUUUAAUGUUUAUCUCAUUAGACUUUAAUGUGGCAAGUCUUGAUUAUAUUUACAUUGAAGCUUUACAUUUUUAAAAACCAGUUUGUAUUUUUCUUGUGGAGAUCUUUGCUCUAAUCUCGCUCUCUCGGGCCAGGCUAAGUCUAGGUAGACACGGAGCAUCUAAUUUUGUGGGAGCUAGAUCAGCCGCCAGAUGAGAUGCAAAACCAAAUACCCCGCCCACUGAAUAGCUUGCCUCCUGUUUGAAUGCACAGAGCUAGACUGUCUUUUAUUUUAAAUGAGUGUAUUACUACCAGAGAGACAAAGUCAGCAAUCGUUCGGAGGUGAAAUUAAGACACGUGUCUCAUGAAUGCUCCGGGCACCCCCGGUGGCGUCUGCAGAGCUGGGUCCUGGGGGAGAAAUGAAAGCUCGUUCUGGACGUCAAUCAGCAGGUUGAGAGUGAACUGUGAGUUCAAAGUGGGCAGAGUCGUAACUUGGUCUCAUUUGCACUUAGUGCAAAUAUCGGUGAUUAAGAGGCCCAGGGUCCUGCCCAUCGUGACAAUUACAACAUUUUAAAGACUUUCCUAAAGGAAUUGACGUUUGCAGAGCGUCUUUCUGCGUCUGCCCAUGUGUGUCUGGGUCCUGCUGCUGGUCAUGCGUGGUCUUUGUGUCCCUGUGUUAUCCUUUGUCUGUUUCCCUCUCCUCACCCUCCCCGCUUCUCUGGGCUCCUAGCCCCAUCUCGCUCUUAACUGGCAGCAGUGAGACACCAUGCACAUUUUUCUCCCUUGCGACGUCGGGUAGAGUUGUGUGCCUUGUUCUUCACUUUAAAUGCAGACGCGUGGAACAUUUAUAUUACGCUGGUUGACGACCCUCAGUAAAAAGCGAGAAAGGUUCUACCCAUGACACGUGAUGUCUGUUCAUGUUGUAACUGAUGUUUUGAGGAUGUUUUCUAAGUCACUGCGCUGCAGCUUCUUAAUGCUUAAAUAAAAGAGACAUUUGAUGACUGUA